Molecule: messenger RNA, 3371 nt
Organism: Chelmon rostratus (copperband butterflyfish)
Lineage: Eukaryota; Metazoa; Chordata; Actinopteri; Chaetodontiformes; Chaetodontidae
Gene: exd2
Product: exonuclease 3'-5' domain containing 2
Exons: 10
Coding region: 187-2112 (641 amino acids)
Biological process (GO): nucleobase-containing compound metabolic process
Cellular component (GO): nucleus; cytoplasm
Molecular function (GO): 3'-5' exonuclease activity; nucleic acid binding
Source: RefSeq, a predicted model, not a curated record
GGAAGACAUGGUUCAGGUCAGUAAAGAGAAGCAAGUAUACGUGUGUGAAACUAGUGUUGGUUCAAAACCAAAAGAGAGAUGCCGUGCCUGUCCAUAUCACAGGGACAGAGCCAGGUUUCCAUGGGUUUCCACUGACACAGGAAAGGUUUGCGCUCUUUAGCCAGCUGAAGAUCACUACAAGUCAACAUGUCUCAUCGAGGACCUUUAACUGCUGUCAUAACAACAGUGUUAGGAGCAACGUUAGGCGGGCUGCUCAUAUGGCGAGUGUACCGGACAAAGAGGAAGAGGCUGCCUUCAAUCCAGAAUGUGGCUGAUCCCGUGGAAGCUUCAUGUCCUGUGGAAAACAAGUUUAUGGCCGUGGAGUACAGCCAACCGCCAUUUCUGGACAAAGAGUUUAAGUCUGUGGAGUGUCAGACCAUGCACCUGGCCCCUCCUGUACAGAUACCGUCUUCUGAACAGCUGUUGGGGAUGAAACCUGUGAUGGUGAGCUCUGAAGAAGAGUGGCAGCAGCUGUGGCCACUGAUGCAAAAGGAGUUGUCAGUCUUCCCCGUGCUGGGCCUUGACUGUGAAUGGGUAAAGACCAACGCCGUGUCUGUGAAUGGCAGAGCAUCCGCGGUCUCCCUGCUACAGAUGGCCACAUAUUCAGGUCUGUGUGUCCUGGUGAGGUUGCUGGCGUUUCGCAGCGGCCAGCAGCCAUUCCCUCUCAGCUUUAUAGAAGUUCUCCGAGACCCACACAUUUUGAAAGUUGGCGUCAGUUGCUAUGAAGACGGCAAGCGUCUGACGCGUGACUAUGGUCUGUCGCUGUCAUGUACAGUUGAUCUGCGCUACCUUGCCUUAAGACAAAGGCUAAAAACAGUAAAUAAUGGCCUGAGUCUGAAGUCUCUGGCAGCAGAUCUGUUGAAUGUAUCUCUAGAUAAAUCUCUGGAGCUGCGCUGCAGUAACUGGGAGGCAGACCAACUGACGCUGGAGCAGAUGACUUAUGCUGCCAGAGAUGCCCAAGUUUCCAUCGCUCUUUUCCUCCAUCUCCUUGGCCUCCACUCUGAAGCCGGACCCGCCUCUUUCAGCGGGAGCUCAUAUUCUGAGCUGGCUGCCCGCUGCCAGGGUCUGGUGGACGUGCCCUUCAGGGGCCAAGCAGACGGAGAGGACAGGGCUGCUGACGGAGAGAGGAAGCGGAGGAACCGAAAACCGCCAACACACGACAGCCCGGAGUCUGGAGAUCAGCAAGUCCCAGACCCUCAAAAGAAUAACAAGAGGAAACCACUGGGUGUGGGCUAUUCUGCCAGGAAGUCUCCUCUGUAUGAUAACUGCUUCCUCCACGCUCCAGAUGAUCAGCCGCUGUGUACCUGCGACAAGAAGAAAGCCAAAUGGUACCUAGAUAAAGGAAUAGGAGUGCUCCAGAGUGAAGAUCCUUUUGUCGUGAGGCUACUGUUUGAGCCGUCAGGACGUCCCGACUCCCAGCAGGACUAUUAUCUCACCGCAAAGGAGAAUGUCUGUGUGGUCUGUGGCAAAGCAGAUUCCUACAUCAGGAAAAACAUUGUGCCACAUGAGUACAGACGACAUUUUCCCACUGAGAUGAAGGACCACAACUCCCACGACAUCCUGCUGCUCUGCACCAGCUGCCACGCCGCCUCCAACAUGCACGACGGCUUCCUGAAGCAGCAGCUGGCUGAAGAGUUCGGCGCCCCUCAGGGCUGCGAGGAGGGGGUUCGCCUGCUGGAGGACUCGGACCGACGGCGGGUCCGUUCGGCGGCUCGGGCGCUGCUCACUGCCGGGGAGGGACUGCCGGAGCAGCGACGAGAGGAGCUGCAGGCUUUGAUCAAGGACUUCCUCAACUUGACCGAGGAGCAGGAGCUGACGAACGAGGCGCUGCAGCAGGCUGCCAGUUUGGAGACCAGGAUUUUCAACAAGGCGUACGUGCCUCACGGACUGAAGGUGGUGCAAGCCCAUGCCGAGCAGGGCCUGCAGGGCCUGAUGGACCUGGAGCGUCGCUGGAGGCAGCACUUCCUCAACACCAUGCAGCCUCGCCACCUCCCUCCCCUCUGGUCCGUCGACCACAACCACAGCAAGUUCCUCCGCAAGUACGGAGAGAACCUGCCCAUCAAACUCAACUGACUGUCCGUCUCUGCGAGGACCACGAGCAGCUACAGGACAUGAGACUGAAUUUUCCCCUCUGCAGGUCAAAGUGCAGGUUGGAUUUGAAACUUGUCAGUUUUUACAAGCCAAAUUGCUUUUUUUUAGUGAACGGAUGAAUGAACUCAUCUGCCAGCCGGGACCCAAACGUUAGCAGCGAGUGGUGCCUAAGAAGUUACCACUUUGGGUGUUACCGAGGCUUCGCUGAGUGUGUGAGUGAAUGCACUCGAUCUGCGAUGGACUACAUUUCACACACAUACCUGAGUGCCAGUGAGAUGCUGCUAGGUUGCCACCUGGAUCAUGAACUUGAGCAGAGACUCCAAUUGUUGAAGAUAUCCAGCACUGAAUCUGAAAAACACUAACUCCACACGGCGGUGGAUGACCUGAGAUUGCAUAUGAACACUUUUUAUAAAAAAUAAUGAAAUAUGUCAAAUUAAAAUAUUGAAAUUUAAGACCAGAUUUUUAGUAGAAGCUACAGCCUGCUCUUAAUUUCCCCCUAAAUUUAAUGAACAGCCCCACCUCCCCCCUGCAGGUUUGCAGCUUUUACCUCCACCAAUCUGAGAAUAAAGGACUUGCUUUGCAGAGAGAGCAUCAUUUUAAUAUGACCUCAAUUUUUUUGGCGCUACACUCUGCUCUUGCCUUUGUAUCUAUUGUCUGUUUUAAGUCAGUGGAUGAAGGAUGAGUUUCCCAGAAGUAUCCAGAAAUCAGAUUUAAUCUUUGUCCUGUUGAAAAGAUCAGUUUGGUCUCGUGGUGCCUCUGGGCCUGAGCGAGUGAAGUCUCAGAGUUGUUUGUUUUGCAGGGGGAGAGGAAUACUAACAGCAGUGAAGUUGGCCGCUUCGGUCGAUCAUUUAAACUCCUGAUGUUUGUGUCGUGCUGCUGAUUCUCCGGAUUGGUUGGGACACCUCCAUGGCUCGUGUUUUAAUGUGCCUCUUAAUCCCCAAACCUGCCUGGAGUCACAGCAUCAGGACAUGACCUCAUUUCAAUUUACAGCCGUUUCAGCACGACGUCGUCUUACACGAUCCAAACUGCACAGUGAAGAAAAGCUGCCAACUCUAAUGGGAUUUUGAGAAUCACCUUAAAACUGCCCCCCCCCUUUGCAAGGCUGAUUUAUCUUUUUGAGUGUGAUGAAUUUAUUUACUAUACAGCUGCUUUGUCUUUAUUCGUUUUUUCCUGGAUGUAAGCCCUGAAGCUGUUGUUUUCCUCAAUUGUGAAUGAAAAAAUAAAAUUCAUGUUUGUAUUAA